Molecule: messenger RNA, 1137 nt
Organism: Aspergillus puulaauensis
Lineage: Eukaryota; Fungi; Ascomycota; Eurotiomycetes; Eurotiales; Aspergillaceae
Exons: 1
Coding region: 1-1137 (378 amino acids)
Source: RefSeq, a predicted model, not a curated record
AUGCUGGGAUCCUGCUUCUUCAUCUCCCGUCGAGAAAGACGGGGUUGCUCGACCUUUUGUUCAUGUGGUCCUUGUGUUGACUCGUUAUUUAGAUGCCAUUAUUGUCACGCUAUGUCUGUGUCUGAUACUGAAGAUGUUUAUGAUGGAAUCUCUGGGCAGCUUAGCAAUGGAAAUUCCGACGGCCUACUGGCGAUACUGGUGAUAUUUAUUUCACUGUCUUGCUACAAUGUCCUUGAACUCGUCAUCCUGGUGCUUUCGACCUUUCGGCGGUGGGGAGGGUUGUACUUUUGGAGUCUUUUAGCCUCUGGGGUACUCGGGGUCGUGCCAUACUCGGUUGGCUUUCUGUUGAAAUUCUUCAGCCACGUGAAUUCAACACUCUCUGUCAGUAUCCUCACCAUUGGCUGGUGGAUAAUGGUCACAGGACAAUCCUUUGUUCUGUAUUCACGGUUGCAUCUUGUGCUUCGAGAUGAACGUGUCCUCCAUCGCGUUCUGUAUAUGAUUAUCGCAAAUAUCUUUUUCCUGCACGUGCCAACAACAGUUUUGACUUAUGGCUCGAAUGUCAUCAAAAACGAUAAGGAGGUUCGCUCUCCCUGGGUGGAGGGCUAUAACAUCAUGGAAAAGAUCCAAAUGACGGGGUUCACCGUCCAGGAAGUCAUCAUCUCGGUACUAUAUGUUUGGGAAACCGUCAAAAUGCUCCAGCUCGGCUCCAGCCGCGAGAAUCAGAGAAUCAUGCGUCAGCUGGUGGGAAUCAACGUGAUAAUUGUCCUCAUGGACCUGGCGUUGCUGGGCCUUGAGUACGCCAGCGUAUACGCGAUCCAAAUCACGCUGAAAGGCGUCAUCUACAGCGUGAAACUGAAGCUGGAGUUUGCGGUGCUUGGAAAGCUCGUUGACGUUGUCCACGGGAAUCAACGCUCCGGAUUGAUCGGAAGCCCGAUCCACUUGGGUUCGUUGCAGGCUUCGAAUCCGCCUGGUGGAAUGUCGUCGGCAGUACGGGGCGGGGUUAAUUUCGGCCGCGGUUCAGUCACGAAUUCUGUGUCCAGGGCUCCUCGAUCUCAGUCAAACAUUGAUGUGCCGGGGGACAAGAUAUUGGCGAUGACAGAAACAUGGGUUGAGCGUCGCCAUCGCGACGACUUUUAG